Molecule: messenger RNA, 2083 nt
Organism: Durusdinium trenchii
Lineage: Eukaryota; Dinophyceae; Suessiales; Symbiodiniaceae
Source: the annotation of a GenBank genome assembly
GCUCGAUAUUGGAGCCCCCGGACUACUGCAAACUUCAACCAUCUCCCGUAGUUCGCGAACCGCCCGCAGCGGUCAUGUCAGCUACCCAGAUACAGGAGCUCUUCAAACGCUUCGACAAGGAUGGCAAUGGCAGGAUCUCCGUCACAGAGCUCCAGAACGUGCUCACCUGGAUCAACAAGGACAUCACCGUGGCGGAGAUCGGGAAGAUCUUAAGGGAGGUGGAUACCAACAACGAUGGGGCCAUCGACUACAAUGAGUUUGUGGCCUGGACCCAGGGCGGCAAGAAGAGCGUCACGGGGAAGAAGAAGGCCAACCAAUGGGUGCCGGAUCUGCAGGUGGGUCCAGAGGGACCGUCGGUCCGUCCGUCGCACCAACGCGCUGUCCGUCGCCAGGGCGAAGGCGUUUUGGUUUUGCAAAGCCGUUUGGAAGAAACAUGCAAAAGAACCAGGAGUCACAAAGGGGUGGUGUUUUGUCCCUAAGUGAUUGGAAUUUGGGGCUAAGGCGUUGUUUUAAAAAAAAGUAAGUUGUUUUCCGUGGACAAAGGCCCUUCGGUGAAGCGGUUUGCCGUUUUUUUGGUUUGGAAGACCAGUCACUUCUUUCGGAUGCUUCUUGAAGUCGGGAAAAACAUGGACAACGAACAUGAAAGACAACACACACGUUUAUGUCGUUUAUGUUUUUUAACUGUGGUUGUAUGAAAUCUAUCUCGAUGGAACACAAUAGAAGUCAAACAGAGUCAAACUACAUUAAUAACUCUGGAUACCAAUCACAAUGUUAUAAUUAAUUAAACAACAAUACAGUAUUAUACUACAAUAUUGUUUCUUUCUACCAAAAACAACCGCUUCCAUUCCUCCGCUUUCGUUCUACUUCAGGCCGCCCUGAAGCGCAGUGAAGAGGAGGCUGCGGCGGUGGCCUCCAUCCCUUUUGAAGCGGUGAUGAGCGUCUCCUACAAUGGCGAGAUCAAGCAAUUCGACAAGACUGGCAAUGUGCUUGAGGCCAUCGGUGUACGCACUCCCAGCAAUCAGAGAUACACCAGCGUGGAAGAUGACAUCAAGCUCUUGGAAAAACUCAAGGAUCCACACAAGCUCAACCUCAACUGCUUUUCAGUGGACUGGGGCUCAAGGAACGUGGUCACAGGCUCAGCGGACCACACGCUGAAACUGUGGAACUUCUAUGGAAAUGUGCUCAGGACCUUCACGGGGCAUUGCAGUGAAGUGCUGUGUGUAGAGGUGGAUUGGAAGAGUCACAGGAUGCUCAGUGGUAGCCUGGGUUCAGAUCUCAAGUUGUGGAGAUUGGAUAGCUCCAGUCCCUUUCGGAGUGUCGAGGGCUCCUGUCCAGGAGGUAUCGGUGCCCUGGCGGUGAACUGGAAGAUGCACAGCGCCAUUUGCGGCUGUGGCGAGCUGUUGGAAGUGUGGGACAUGGCCAGCAAGGGCGAGGAGGACACGACUGCGCCCCAGCGUUUGCAGAUUUUGCGCGGCCAUACUCAGAUGGUGACUGCUAUCCACGUGGACUGGGCGCAGGGCCUCAUUUUGUCGGCGGCCAUGGAUUGCACCUUGCGGCGCUGGGACCUGCGCUCGGGCGAGCUGUUGAAGACCUUUCCGGUGCUAAGCGGCGAGAUCAGGUGCAUGUCGCUGGUGGAUGAUGCGUCGGUGGUCACUGGCGACGAGCGUGGGAAUCUGCAGGUUUGGGAUUUGGAAGGUGGACUCGUCCAACGCGUGCUGACCGCGCACAAGGAAGGAGUCAAUUGCCUCUCACAAGUGCAUGCAGGCCAUUUCAUCAGUGGUGGGAGGGAUGGAAAGCUCAUGUACUGGCGGCUUCAGGAUGGAGCAUGCUUGCAGACGGUGGAAGUGGCCGAAAUCACCGCAGGCGUUUGGGUCAUGGGCAUUGCCGCCCUGCCGGAGCGCAGUCACGGCUCGCGCGAUGACCAGCGGAAGGCCAUGUCGGGUGGUCGCCACAGUGUCGUGCGGUGAGAUGGAAUCCGCCUCGCCGACCGAAGACGAAAGAGUUCCCGUUGACCCGGUUUGGUUGUUUCAACAUGCGAAGAAGGAGAUGUUUGUCCGGUUUUGGUUUGCCCUUUUGGUUCAAU